ACAUACCGGUGCCAAGCCAUCAACGAGUGGUGGUAGCCUGGUGCGGAAAGACCUAUUCCUCGUCACCCCAGACCUCUUGGUUCUUCUUCCAAACCCCGUCUCUGAUGCAUUGCAUUAGUCAACCUCGGUAAUACACACGGUACAGGGGUAACAAACGGCGAAAGUUGUUGCAAGAUGUCACACCUGGGCAAUCCACAAGCUCAGCGGACGAUGUAAGUAAAAGAGAAGCCAUACCGCGGUGCACUGCGUCGCUUUUCUUUGCUUUGAAUUCCUGGGUACAGCGGAACGAAAGGUUACAUCGCAAAUUGGCGUGUUUGUUCGGGCGUGUUUGUUGGCCAAUGACGAUGAAAAUUGCUCUAGAAUUACUCCGCAAUCGAUGCAGGAAAACACUUUAUCCAAAACGAGGCCAAUAACAGCGUGUGCUCUACGCAUCUUUGCAUCAAACAAACGAAGCAACUCGUGAGCUGCCAACGAUUGUUGCAACCAGAAUCCACAUCACACGCCGCAGCAACCGAGUUUGAGCUUGGGGAAACAGAAAUAGCUCUAUCUCACAACUAGUAUCCUUUGAUCCAUCCCGUCUUUUGUUUCGCAGAAAAUUCAUCACGGCGAUUGCAUGCACGGGAGCCGGCAUCCAGGCCACAUUCUUUUCAAACUACGACCACGUGCCCGGCUUUGAGGGAAAGGACCACGUGUUUUCGGGCCUGCAGAGAGAUGCACGCGACUUUCUCGACACCACCGUCUACGGAAUCGAUCCCGAAAUUGUGAAGCAGCGAGCCUCUCGGCCGAAGCAGCACACAGCCGAGGAGCACAACCACAAGCCGUCCAAAUGAACUAUACGGAUGACUGCUUCGUGAACGGAACGACAGAUUCUUCUUUGCACCGACGCGUCGGGUAUCCAGGCUGGCGUUGCUAGCCGAUGGCAAUUCGGAAAAACCCCAUGGUGAGUGGGUCGGCGAGGCUCUUUGGUGCAGGCAGCACGGCGGUUCGUCUCUUUUCUACUGGUUCCGUUGAACCGCAUUGCAUCGUAUCGCGCACUGUGUUUCCGAGAAUGACGAUACAAAACAAAAACCAAAGGAUCGAUAGGACAGACUUUGCACAAAGAUGCAAGGAUUGUUGAGAGUUUUUACAGCCGACCUCGGACGAUGCGAUACAAUCGGAUGCUAUGCAACGUAGAAAGAACAAGACCGGUGCAGCCAGUGUUUUUGAGCGUGUGUAUGCUCCUUUGCGGCUCGAGGCGAAUAAUUAUCUGUCAAUCUAACGACAUACCAAUGUUUCUUUCGCCCCAUUCAAUCGAUUUUUUAGAGAGAGAGAACAUGCACACAAGCCAAGCAUUCUCCGUAGACGGCCAGCAUGGACUGAAUUGAAUGCGUUUUGUCUAUCUUCCCGUAAGUCUUUGUGUAGCGACAUUCAAGUUCUUGUUGCCGGAGACGAAACGACGCAGCAAUGAGAUCCACAAACACGGUACACGCGCUCAUGAUAGGCUGAAUCAGAGUCCUUGCGACAGUGAUGGUUUGGCAGAAAAGCAGUGCAAGAGAAAUAACUAUUUUGUUUGGGGGCCAUUUUUAAUCCUACGAAACGGACGUCGAUCGAAGAAAAGACUAAAAUGGUCUUUUUGGAAGUCAAAUUCCCUCGCUAGUUUCGCUUGGUCGGUCCUGACAGUCCUUCUCGGCUUUGUUUUCUCUUUUCGCUUUGUCUCACACCGAGAAUUUUAUUUGCUUCUGCGUUUCAUCACCGAAUGGGGAAAACAGGAACUACGAGUGCUCGAGCGGGCCGAAUCGUUGCGAAACGCAACCGUCGGGUAUGCAAAGCAACACAAGCAUGUGAUGCCAGAUACUGGUAUGUUUAUUACUGUGUUUUCCAAAAUGCCAGCUCCAAAAGCCAAGUCUUGCACCGGACGAGGCAAGCACUACGCCUACCACCGCAUUCACGUACUAUGAGGACAUGUUUUGAUCUAUACGACUGUUUUUCCUCCAAUCUAGUUUGCGAAGACCGAUGACUAUUAGCAGACAAAAAGCACUCGUUGCGAUUGUAUUCCACGAUCCGAUGAGCCGUCGUUCUCGCUGACAUUUUUUUUUUCAAAAUUUUUGUUUCUACCAAAGUUCCUGGCCGACGAUCUAGUCACUUUUUCCUGAGAUUGAAAGUGUCACAGUUUUGGCGAGCCGAUCGUAAUUUAUCUCUGGUUCCAAAUAGGAUUGCCUAUUACGGAUUUUUGUCCGUCCGGUUCGAUUUCGAUGUCAUAUCUUCUUAAGAGGAUGGCCAAUCUGUUAGCCCUCCCUAUCACCUAGCCGACAGGACCACGGGAUUUGUUGCUCAGAGAUGACUUUCUCGUCUUUGGAGAGAAAAAAGAUAGCAGGGCUAACUUUUUCUCGAUCAUUGCCCAUCAGAUUCCUGCACUAAAUUUCAACCGAUGAUCGUAUAGCCACACAUGAACAUAAUGCACACUUAUAAUGAAAGAUGAUAGUUAUG
Messenger RNA from Pseudo-nitzschia multistriata, 2466 nucleotides. The record is from the annotation of a GenBank genome assembly. Lineage: Eukaryota; Bacillariophyta; Bacillariophyceae; Bacillariales; Bacillariaceae.